UGUGUAUUGUGUGUCCUAGGUGUGUGUGGUCAGUCAGUCCAGACGGAAGCCGGACAGUCAGGGUACGUGGGCUCUAAGGUGGAUCUACCAUGUAUGUUUAUCAACAGCAUCCCACCUGUCAAGAUCUCACAGGUGACAUGGCAGAAGGUGAUUAAUGGAAAGAAACUGAACGUGGCCAUAGCUAACCCGUCUCUAGGCGUGUCUGUGGCUCCGCCCUUCAAAGACAGAGUCAGCUUCAAAAACCCUGUGGUGCGGAGGAAAACUCCGUCCCUGGAGGACACCACUCUGACCCUCUCGUCUCUGCGACUGUCUGACGAGGCCAGAUACAUCUGUGAAUACACCACCUUCCCUGCUGGCAACCGCGAAAACACGGUCAACCUCACAGUCUACGCCCGACCUUUGACCCAGAUGAGUUUGUCGACACCCACACUGGUAGCUCGAUCGUCCAAUCUGAAGACGCCGGUCGCCACCUGCCUCUCGGCCAAUGGGAAGCCUCCAGGAACCAUCAGGUGGGAGACGCGUGUGCGUGGUGAGGCGACCACCCAGGAGAUCCGUAACUCUGAUGGGACGAUCACGGUGCGAAGCGACUUCAUCCUAGUACCCAGCAAGAACACACACCUGGAGACACUCACCUGUAUCACCUCCUAUAACCAGGAGACAUACACCGACUCUGUCACGCUGGACAUACAGUAUGAACCAGAGGUGUCAGUGGAGGGGUUCGAUGGGAACUGGUACCUGGACCGUCAGAAUGUUGAGCUCACAUGUCUGACCGACGCCAACCCACCUGUCUCUCUGUUCCAGUGGAGAAUGUUGAAUGGUUCCAUACCGAACAGUGUCGAGAUCCGUGACAGUGUCCUGUUAUUUAAAGGACCAAUCAGAUACGAGGUAGGAGGGACUUAUGUCUGCGACGCAACCAAUAGCAUCGGGACAAGCUCCGCCUUCAUGGAGGUCAGCAUCACAGAAGAGCCACUGCCCCAGGUGGGAACGGGUGAUGUCUUCAGUGUUCUGGGCAUGCUAUUGGCUGUGGGGCUGAUUCUGGGCGUGGCGAUCACUGUGCUGCUUCUUAACAGGAGAAAACAGAGGGGAGAGAUGGAAACUGACUCGACAGACUCUGCUCCUUCUCUUAAACUGGCUUCUCCUCCUGCCAGGAGAAGACCUGGUGAUGAGAUCCAGCGGUCAGGGAGGGUGUAUGAGGACCUCCCCAACACAGCGGACUAUGUCAGCUACCGACUGGCCUGCAACAAGGAUGAUUACCCAGAACCCUACUCUCCCCCCAUCAACCCUCCCCUCUCCCUCCCCGACUCUCCACCUAUCAACCCUCCCCUCUCCUUCCUCUCCCAGCACGCCUACACCCACUCCAACAAUACCUUCUCCCCCGCCUCCCAUCCCUCCUCUGUCUUCAGAUAUCCUUCCCUCCCCUCCCUAUCCCCCCCUCCCGGCCUUGCACCCUACACCUUCCCUAAAGAACAGUAUGUCUGACCUGUAUCCCCUGACCUGUAACACCUCUUUAGAGACCAUGGACCAACAGCUUUUCUCCAUCUUCUGUUCCUCUCUCCUUCAUCUUCUGUUCAUCCACUGACCUCUGAAUGUUUUCUAAUCCUAGAUAUGACUCUGUGUGUGUGUUUAAAGUGCAUUUUGUGCAAGGGGGUAUUGUCAUGCUGAAACAGGAAAGCACCUUCCCCAAACUGUUACCACAAAGUUGGAAGCACAGAAUUCAAUGUUAUUGAAUUAUUUCCCUUCACUGGAACUAAGAUGCCUCGCCCGAACCAUGAAGAACUGCCCCAGACCAUUAUUCCUCCUCCACCAAACUUUACAGUUGGCACUAUGCAUACAGACAGGAAGCGUUCUCCUGGCAUCCACCAAACUUUACAGUUGGCACUAUGCAUACAGGCAGGAAGCGUUGUCCUGGCAUCCACCAAACCCAGAUUCCUCGGGCUGCCAGAUAACGAAGCGUGAUUCAUAACUCCAGCGAACGUGUUUCCACUGCUCCAAAGUCCAAUGGCGGCGAGAUUUACACCAGUCCAACCAACGCUUGGCACAUGGUGAUCUUAGGCUUGUGUGCGGCUGCUCGGCCAUUUAAUGAACCUCCCGACGAACAGUUCUUGUGCUGACGUUGCUUCCAGAAGCAGUUUGGAACUCAGUAGUGAGUGUUGCAACCGAUGACAGGCGAUUUUUACGUGAUAUGCGCCACAGUCCCGUUUUGUGAGCUUAUGUGGCCUAUCAUUUCACAGGUGAGCCGCUGUUGCUCCUAGACAUUUCCACUUCACAAUAACAGCACUUACAGUUGACCGGGGCAGCUCUAGCAGGGCAGACUUUUGACGAACUGACUUGUUGGAAAGGUGGCAUCCUUUGACGGUGCCAUGUUGAAAGUCACCAAGGUCUUCAGUAAGGCCAUUCUACUGUGAAUGUUUGCGUGUGGAAAUUGCAUGGGUGUUCGAUUUUAUACGCCUGUCAGCAACGGGUGAAAUAGCGUAUAUGAUGAUUGUAUGUGAGUGGGUGUGUCAGUAUACUGUAUGUAUAUGUACAUAUUAUGUGUGUGUAUGCAGAUGGAGUCAGUGUUUUUUAUGUGUGUUGGACUAUUAGUGUGUAGGGCCCUGUGAGUGUGCCUAGAGACUGUGCAAAAAUAAAAAUACAAUAAAAAGGUCUUCUCCGAUAGUCCAUGUAGCCAUUUUGUUAGCUAUUUAGUUAGCUAUUUAGAAGUCUUAUGGCAUGGGGAUAGAAGCCGUUCAGGAGCCUGUUGAUGUCAGACUUGAUGCACCGGUACCACGCACUGCGCGGAAGCAGAGAGAACAGUCUAUGGCUUGGGUGGUUGGAGUCUUUAAUGAUUUUCCAGGCCUUCCUUUCACACCACCUGAUAUAGAGGUGCUGGAUGGCAGGGAGCUCGGCCCCAGUGAUGUACUGGUCUGUCCGCACCACCACCUGAUAUAGAGGUCCUGGAUGGCAUGGAGCUCGGCCCCAGUGAUGUACUGGUCUGUCCGCACCACCACCUGGUAUAGAGGUCCUGGAUGGCAUGGAGCUCGGCCCCAAUGAUGUACUGGUCUGUCCGCACCACCCUCUAUAGCAGCAUGUGAUCAAGGGCGGUGCCAUUGCCAUACCAAGCAGUAAUACAGCCAGUCAAUAUGCUCUCAAUGGUACAGCUGUAGAACUUUUUGAGGAUUUGAGGGCCCAUGGUAAACCUAUCGCACCUUCUUCACGAUUGUGCGCGUAUGUGAAGACCAUUUUAUGUUGUUUUGUGAUAUGGAUACUGUGAAAUCCGUUUCCUGUAGUCUUCUUGCUCUUGUUGACAUUGAGGGAGAGGUUGUUGUUCCGGCACCACACUGCCAGUUCACUGACCUCCUUCCCUGUCGGCUGUCUCAUUGCGGUAGGUGAUCUGUCGUACUACGGCCAUGAUAUCUGCAAACUUGAUGAUGAUGUUGGAGUCGUGUUUGGCCAUGCAGUAGUGGUUGAACAGGGAGUACAGGAGGUGCCUAUGCACGCACCCCUGAGGGGACCCAGUGUUGAGGAUCAGCGUUGCAAAGGGGAUGUUAACUACCCUCACCACUUGGGCUCGGCCCGUCAGGAAGUCCAGGAUCCAGUUGCAGAGGGAGGUGUUCAGUCCCAGGGUCCUACGGUUGGUGAGGAGCUUGCAUUGGACAAUGGUGUUGAACUCGUGUUUGUGUUUGUGUGUCUCUGUAAGUAAACAACAUCUAGCUUCAAAAUAUGCUGCAUUUCUUCAGGUUGAAAAGCAAUUGACAUGCUUUAAAUCACAGGUCACAGUACAAUAAACCUUCAGAUGCACAACUAACCCUAACCUUAACCCAAACCCAGAUCUCUAGUAGGAAUUUACCCCCAAACCCAGACCUCUAGUAGGACAUCACCCAAACCCCGACCUCUAGUAGGACAUUACCCCCAAACCCAGACCUCUAGUAGGAAUUUACCCCCAAACCCAGACCUCUAGUAGGACAUUACCCCAAACCCAGACCUCUAGUAGGACAUUACCCCCAAACCCAGACCUCUAGUAGGACAUUACCCCCAAACCCAGACCUCUAGUAGGACAUUACCCCAAACCAAACCCUCUAGUAGGACAUUACCCCAAACCCAGCCCUCUAGCAGGACAUUACCCCAAACUGAAAGCUCUAGUAGGACAUUACCUCCAAACCCAACCCUCUAGUAGGACAUUACCCCCAAACCCAGAAGUCUAGUAGGACAUUACCCCAAAUCGAGACAUCUAGUAAGACAUUACCCUGAAACACUAGUAGGACAUUACUCCAAACCCAGACCUUAAAGAAGGACAUUACCCCCAAACUCUAGUAGGGCAUUACCCCAAACCCAGACCUCUAGUAGGACAUUACCCCAAAACCAGACCUCUAGUAGGACAUUACCCCAAACCGAAAGCUCUAGUAGGACAUUACCCCAAACCCAGACCUCUAGUAGGACAUUACCCCCAACCCAGACCUCUAGUAGGACAUUACCCCAAACCCAGACCUCUAGUAGGACAUUACCCCAAACCGAAAGCUCUAGUAGGACAUUACCCCAAACCCAGACCUCUAGUAGGACAUUACCCCCAAACCCAACCCUCUAGUAGGACAUUACCCCCAAACCCAGACCUCUAGUAGGACAUUACCCCCAAACCCAACCCUCUAGUAGGACAUUACCCCCAAACCCAACCCUCUAGUAGGAAUAUACCCCAAACCCAAAGCUCCAGUAGGACAUUACCCCAAACCCAGACCUCUAGUAGGACAUUACCCCAAACCCUGACCUCUAGUAGGACAUUACCCCAAACCCAGACCUCUAGUAGGACAUUACCCCCAAACCCAGACCUCUAGUAGGACAUUACCCCAAACCCAGACCUCUAGUAGGACAUUACUCCUAACCCAGACCUCUAGUAGGACAUUACCCCAAACCGAAAGCUCUAGUAGGACAUUAACUAAACCCAGACCUCUAGUAUGACAUUACUUCAAACCCAGAUCUCUAGUUAGACAUUACCCCAAACCGAAAGCUCUAGUAGGACAUUGCCCCAAAUCGAGACAUCUAGUAGGACAUUACCCCAAAUCCAGACCUCUAGUAAGACAUUACCCCAAAACACUAGUAGGACAGUACUCCAAACCCAGACCUUAUAGUAGGACAUUACCCCCAAACUCUAGUAGGACAUUACCCCAAUCCAGACCUCUAGUAGACAUUACCCCAAAACCAAAGCUCCAGUAGGACAUUACCCUAAACCCAACCCUCUAGUAGGACAUUACCCCAAUCCAGACCUCUAGUAGGACAUUACACCCAAACUCUAGUAGGACAUUACCCUAACCCAGACCUCUAGUAGGACAUUACCCCGAAACCCAGACCUCUAGUAGGACAUUACCCCAAACCCAGACCUCUAGUAGGACAUUACCCCCAAACCCAACCCUCUAGUAGGACAUUACCCCCAAACCCAACCCUCUAGUAGGACAUUACCCCCAAACCCAACCCUCUAGUAGGACAUCACCCCAAACCAAACCCUCUAGUAGGACAUUACUCCUAACCCAGACCUCUAGUAGGACAUUACCCCAUACCAAACCCUCUAGUAGGACAUUACCCCCAAACCCAGACCUCUAGUAGGACAUUACCCCAAACCCAACCCUCUAGUAGGACAUUACCCCAAACCCAGACCUCUAGUAGGACAUUACCCCCAAACCCAGACCUCUAGUAGGACAUUACCCCAAACCCAGACCUCUAGUAGGACAUUACCCCCAAACCCAGACCUCUAGUAGGAUAUUACUCCUAACCCAGACCUCUAGUAGGACAUUACCCCAAACCGAAAGCUCUAGGAGGACAUUACCCUAACCCAGAUCUCUAGUAGGACAUUACCCCAAACCCAACCCUCUAGUAGGACAUUACCCCAAACCCAGACCUCUAGUAGGACAUUACUCCUAACCCAGACCUCUAGUAGGACAUUACCCCCAAACCCAGACCUCUAGUAGGACAUUACCCCAAACCCAGACCUCUAGUA
Messenger RNA from Salvelinus fontinalis (brook trout), 5962 nucleotides. Its product is annotated as nectin-1-like. Gene Ontology annotation, cellular component: adherens junction. Gene Ontology annotation, biological process: heterophilic cell-cell adhesion; protein localization to cell junction; homophilic cell-cell adhesion. Lineage: Eukaryota; Metazoa; Chordata; Actinopteri; Salmoniformes; Salmonidae. The transcript is spliced from 10 exons. The annotation marks the transcript as partial. The record is from RefSeq and is a predicted model, not a curated record.